UCACAAAUGGCAAGUCAACAAGAAACAGCUGGGUUAAAUUCAACACAAUUAAUUUUAUCGUUGCCAAGUUUAGUUUGGCAUGAGACACUUUUUCCUUUUAGCAUUUUGGGCUUUGUUUCUUUAAUGAUUAUGACUGUUGGUGGAUCUACAACAAGCGCCAUUCUAACUGGUAAUGCGCCGAGUUGGCUCGCUUCAAAUACAACCAUGACAACAUAUUUAUGGAUAUAUUCGAUAAUGUUUUAUUUCCCAAAUUUUCACCAAUAUUUUACUUCAAUACCUCCAUUCAUUCUUGAUCCAAUUCUUAUAACGGCUGAUGGCUUUAUUCGUGCUAAUGCAAUAUGUUCAUCAGGUGUAGACAGAAUUCGAUUUGGCAAGCAUGAUAACCCUUUAUUGAACACAAGUUGGGUUGCUAUUUUGAUCUGUGGAACAUUAUCUGGUUGCGGUGGUGGUUUAUGGGAGUCUACUUUUCAACUUGCAUCACCGAAAUGGACAUUUUCUACACCUCCAGCUUUUAUAAAUCCUCCUUAUGAUAUGAAGACGAGUUUUAUUACUGCUUUGCUUUAUACAUUAACAACUUCAGAUAUUCAAUUUCCAAUAAUGUCUUUUACACCAAUGUUAGACAUUGAUCAAGGAAGAGCUCUUGCGAUCAUUUGCUUUGUAGGGCUUAAUUUGGCCAAAUUGAAAGAUCCUACACACAUUAGAUAUUCGCAGGAAACAAAAAGUAUCGAAAACAAAGACAAAGUGCAAUAA
Messenger RNA from Dentiscutata erythropus, 750 nucleotides. The record is from the annotation of a GenBank genome assembly. NCBI's taxonomy places the organism in Eukaryota, Fungi, Glomeromycota, Glomeromycetes, Diversisporales, Gigasporaceae.